UUUCUUCUUGACACCGACUUGCAGGUUAAAGGUGGCAAAAGAUUGUACAUAAUGGUGCAAUCUAAUUGUUAUGCUGAAUCAUUCUAGUUUUACCCGAGAUAUUUAGACCCUGGCGAUAAUAAAAGAGUGACAGUCUUCAAGAUAAGUUCAGUGAGCUGUUUUUGCUCCUGCGGCACGUUACUGAGCAGCACGACUACUGGUAUAACAGACAUGCCGGUCAAGCAAGGAAAAAAUGCAAACGUUGCGUUUGAGGACGCCAUGGAUAUUGCUGGUUACGGAAAGUUCAGCAUGUUCAUCAUCAUCCUGGCUGGACUGGCCAUGUGCACAUCACUGCUGGGAUCUGUCGACGUGUCAUUCAUCCUUCCUGCCGCAGAAUGUGAUCUCAAACUGUCAUCCAAGGACAAGGGUCUCCUUAGUUCAGCGUUCUUUAUAGGUACAAUAGCCGGAUCCCACCUGUCCGGUUACCUGGCCGAUACUCUGGGGAGGAGAUAUGUUCUGAUGAGAGGAUUGUCACUCAAUGUCUUGUUCUACAUCUUGGGCACGUUUGCUCCCAACUAUUGGUCAUUUUUCAUAGUCAAGGUUGCAUCUGGAAUCUUGUGUUGCCCUGCAAUGAUCGCUACAGUUCCACUACUCGGCGAGUUUGUUCCAUCUAAGAGAAGAGCACAAUCACUGCUCAUUUGCACGUCACUCGCCUCCAUAGGUCUUCUCUACUCUGCCUUAAUCGGAUGGUUGACGUUACAAGCUUCCUGGAAAUUGGACCUCUGGUUCAUUACAUUCACUCCUUGGCGACUCUUUUUCCUGUUAUGUGGAGUCCCUAGCGUGAUCUCCAGCUUACUGUUUUGCAUGACGCCGGAAAGUCCCAAAUUUAUGCUCACUAGAGGAAAGAGUGAGGCCUCUCUAAAAAUACUUCAGAGAGUUCACUCAGUAAACUCUGGGAAGAUUCUUGGCAGUUAUCCUGUAGAAUCAGUAAAAAUGGACGCCAAUGAGGUACCCGCGCCACAACCAUCUGGAGGAAAAGGGGUGAUGCCGGUCUUAAAACACAUUUGUGACCAGACCUUGCCUCUGUUCAAGCCUCCAUUCUUGAAGAAUUUAGUUCUUUGUGUUAUAUUGAUGGUUGACAUUUGCUUAUGUGUAAACACCAUAUUCCUCUGGUUACCUGAGAUCACGAACCGUAUGGCGUUCUACAAGGAGUCUCACGAGGGUGACUUCUCAAUGUGUGAGAUGGUGACCAAGCGAGAGAAUCUCACUUCUAGCCUUAAUACCACUAGCGCCCCAGUGGAGUGUAACGCAACUAUAAACACUGCUGUCUUUAUACCUAACGUCCUUAUAUCACUGGUACAGCCAAUAAUUAUGUUGGCUGCCAGUGUCAUCGUGCCUUUGUUUGACAGAAGACAUAUUCUUUCUGUUAUACUAAUAUUAUGCGGAUGUAUGGCGUUUCUUCUCACUGUGGUUCGAGAUACGUCUAUCAUAAUUAUGCUGUUUGGAGGGAUGCCCAUCUUGUCCGGGGUCUGCUACAACGUUCUCUCCAGUAUUCUGAUUGAACUCUUCCCAACUUACAUCAGAGCUAUGGCUGUGUCGGUGAACAUGAUCUGUGGACGACUCGGUGCUAUAAUCGGUUCCCAGGUAUUCUGUAAGUUUGAUAUGUUACAGAGCUAUGGCUGUGUCGGUGAACAUGAUCUGUGGACGACUCGGUGCUAUAAUCGGUUCCCAGGUAUUCUGUAAGUUUGAUAUGUUACAGAGCUAUGGCUGUGUCGGUGAACAUGAUCUGUGGACGACUCGGUGCUAUAAUCGGUUCCCAGGUAUUCUGUAAGUUUGAUAUGUUACAGAGCUAUGGCUGUGUCGGUGAACAUGAUCUGUGGACGACUCGGUGCUAUAAUCGGUUCCCAGGUAUUCUGUAAGUUUGAUAUGUUACAGAGCUAUGGCUGUGUCGGUGAACAUGAUCUGUGGACGACUCGGUGCUAUAAUCGGUUCCCAGGUAUUCUGUAAGUUUGAUAUGUUACAGAGCUAUGGCUGUGUCGGUGAACAUGAUCUGUGGACGACUCGGUGCUAUAAUCGGUUCCCAGGUAUUCUGUAAGUUUGAUAUGUUACAGAGCUAUGGCUGUGUCGGUGAACAUGAUCUGUGGACGACUCGGUGCUAUAAUCGGUUCCCAGGUAUUCUGUAAGUUUGAUAUGUUACAGAGCUAUGGCUGUGUCGGUGAACAUGAUCUGUACACGACUCGGUGCUAUAAUCGGUUCCCAGGUAUUCUGUAAGUUUGAUAUGUUACAGAGCUAUGGCUGUGUCGGUGAACAUGAUCUGUGGACGACUCGGUGCUAUAAU
Molecule: messenger RNA, 2317 nt
Organism: Homalodisca vitripennis (glassy-winged sharpshooter)
Lineage: Eukaryota; Metazoa; Arthropoda; Insecta; Hemiptera; Cicadellidae
Product: synaptic vesicle glycoprotein 2B-like
Exons: 10
Coding region: 211-1722 (503 amino acids)
Biological process (GO): transmembrane transport
Cellular component (GO): membrane
Molecular function (GO): transmembrane transporter activity
Source: RefSeq, a predicted model, not a curated record